UGAGAGAAAAGUAGAAAAAUUACAGACCAUGCACCAGGAUUUUUUACUAUAAACUCUGGUGUUAUAAUGAUUUUCACUCACCCUCUCUCUCUCUUAAACCAAAUUCUUUGAUUUUACCCUAUAAAAGAAUAGUUAAGCUCUCCAUCGAGUCCAACGGUAAUUUGAAAAAUGAGCCUUCCCGCCUCCACAGCCACAACCAUCCAACAACUCUCUACAUUAUCAUCCCUUCACACACAAUAUCCCAACUCAACCCAACCCACCUUCCCUGACUCUAAUCACAACCUAUUCCUCAACAGGAACACUACAAAACACCAUGUUAGCUUGAGACAAACCGACAACAAAACCCCCAUUGACCCCACAGUCUCAUGGACCUCUUCCAUAGCUCGCCACUGCCGCAAUGGCCGACUCGUCGAAGCAGCUAGAGAGUUUUCCCGCAUGAGAUUAGCCGGUGUCGAACCCAACCACAUCACUUUCGUAACUCUUCUGGUAGCUUGUGCUGAUUUUCCUUCAAAGACUCUGUCUUUUGGGGCGUCUGUACAUGCCUGUGUUCGUAAGCUGGGUUUGGAUACGAGUAAUGUAAUGGUGGGUACGGCCCUUGUCGGUAUGUACUCCAAAUGUGGUCAAGUAGAUCUCGCAAGAUUGAUUUUUGAGGAGAUCUCUGUGAAAAAUAAGGUGUCUUGGAAUACUAUGAUUGAUGGGUACAUGAGGAAUGGCGAAGUUGAGGUUGCAAUCGAGCUGUUUGAUAAAAUGCCGGAGAGAGACGUGGUUUCUUGGACGGCUUUGAUUGGUGGGUUCGUUAGGAGAGGCGAGUUUGAGCAUGCUUUGGAUUCGUUUCAAGAAAUGCAGCUCUCUGGGGUGAAGCCUGAUUACGUGACCAUCGUUUCUGUACUCUCAGCGUGUGCCAAUUUGGGAACACUUGGCUUAGGCUUAUGGAUAAACCGGUUUGUGAUGAAGCAAGAUUUUCGAGACAAUGUUCGAAUAAAUAAUUCAUUCAUAGACAUGUAUUCUCGAUGUGGAUGCAUUGAAUUUGCCCGUCAAAUUUUUCAAAAAAUGCCUAAAAGGACCUUAGUCUCAUGGAACUCAAUCAUUGUGGGCUUUGCAAUUAAUGGCCAUGUGGAGGAGGCUCUUGAAUUCUUCAACUUGAUGCAAAAUGAAGGGUUUGAGCCAGAUGGGGUGAGUUUUACAGGAGCUCUCACUGCGUGUAGCCAUGCUGGUUUAGUUGAUGAGGGACUGAAGUUCUUCGAUCUCAUGAAAAGAGUCCAUAAAAUCUCCCCACGAAUUGAGCAUUAUGGAUGCAUAGUGGAUCUUUAUAGCCGAGCAGGGAGAUUAGAAGAGGCCUUGAAUGUAAUAGAAAACAUGCCCAUGAAGCCAAAUGAAGUUGUGUUGGGGUCAUUGUUGGCUGCGUGUAGGAAUCAAGGGGAUGUGGCCUUAGCUGAGAGGUUAAUGAAUUAUCUUGCAGAGUUGGAUCCUGGUGGAGAUUCUAACUAUGUGCUCCUUUCAAAUAUAUAUGCUGCUAUUGGAAGUUGGCACAACGCAAGCAAUGUGAGGAAGAAAAUGAAGGCUCUCAGGAUACAGAAGAAACCAGGAGUCAGUUCAAUUGAAGUUGAUUGUAUCAUUCAUGAAUUUGUUGCUGGUGAUAAAUCCCAUUUGGACGCAGAAUAUAUUUAUGCAACGUUAGACCAUCUGUCACUUGAUCUGAGAAUGUCCGGGUAUGUUCCUGAAACAAAUGUAAAGGAAUCUUCUGAAUAUCACUGAAACUAUUUGAGUUCAAAUAUUUGUGAACAAUAGCACUUUGAAUGCAUUAGUCAAUGUGAAAAUUCAAUUUGUUGUACAGGAUGAAAAAUGUCUAGUUUAAACAUUCUUGAGAUUAUGCUAAGUCAAUAAAUUAUGUAAAGAGAGAUUUGUUGGGUACUUGAAAUUU
Messenger RNA from Cornus florida, 1921 nucleotides. Its product is annotated as pentatricopeptide repeat-containing protein At1g05750, chloroplastic. The coding region runs from base 169 to 1755 and encodes 528 amino acids. Gene Ontology annotation, biological process: RNA modification. The transcript has a single exon. Lineage: Eukaryota; Viridiplantae; Streptophyta; Magnoliopsida; Cornales; Cornaceae. Gene Ontology annotation, molecular function: protein binding; RNA binding. The record is from RefSeq and is a predicted model, not a curated record.